Messenger RNA from Pelodiscus sinensis (Chinese soft-shelled turtle), 2914 nucleotides. Lineage: Eukaryota; Metazoa; Chordata; Testudines; Trionychidae. The record is from RefSeq and is a predicted model, not a curated record.
GAGAAACAAACUGGUUGCCCGCUUAAUACAUGUAUCCUUCUUUAAACAGCGCUAAGAAAAAGAAAAUGGCUGACAAGAUUCUACCUCAGAGGAUUCGUGAACUGGUACCAGAGUCUCAGGCCUACAUGGAUCUGUUGGCAUUUGAAAGGAAACUAGACCAGACGAUUAUGAGGAAACGUCUCGAUAUCCAGGAAGCCUUGAAACGACCCAUUAAGCAAAAGCGAAAGCUGCGCAUUUUUAUCUCUAACACCUUCAAUCCAGCCAAGUCGGACGCGGAAGAUGGUGAAGGGACUGUUGCCUCGUGGGAGCUCCGGGUGGAAGGGCGGCUGCUCGAGGACGUGAGUUCUGCUCUGUCCAAAUAUGAUGCCACCAAACAGAAAAGGAAAUUCUCCUCCUUCUUCAAAUCGCUGGUGAUCGAGCUGGACAAGGACCUGUAUGGCCCAGACAAUCACCUGGUGGAGUGGCACAGAACUGCCACCACCCAGGAGACAGAUGGCUUCCAGGUGAAGAGGCCUGGGGAUGUGAAUGUGCGUUGUACUGUCCUCCUGAUGCUGGACUAUCAGCCUCCGCAGUUCAAACUUGACCCCCGCCUGGCUCGUCUCCUGGGGAUUCAUACCCAGACCCGACCAGUGAUCAUCCAGGCACUGUGGCAGUACAUCAAGACCCACAAGCUACAGGACCCCCAUGAGCGGGAGUAUGUCAUUUGCGACAAGUAUCUCCAGCAGAUAUUUGAGUCCCCGCGAAUGAAGUUCUCUGAGAUCCCGCAAAGGCUGCAUGCUUUGCUCAUGCCCCCUGAACCAAUCAUCAUUAACCAUGUGAUCAGUGUUGACCCAAACGACCAGAAAAAAACCGCCUGCUAUGACAUCGAUGUGGAAGUGGAUGAUACUCUUAAAACUCAGAUGAAUUCUUUCUUGCUGUCCACAGCCAGCCAGCAGGAAAUCGCUGCCCUGGAUAACAAGAUCCACGAGACAAUAGAAACCAUUAACCAGCUGAAAACACAACGGGAGUUCAUGCUGAGCUUUGCCCGUGAUCCCCAAGGCUUCAUCAACGACUGGCUCCAGUCGCAGUGCCGAGAUCUAAAGACCAUGACUGAUGUUGUUGGGAAUCCAGAAGAGGAGCGUAGAGCUGAAUUCUACUUCCAGCCCUGGGCCCAGGAAGCUGUCUGCAGAUACUUCUACUCCAAGGUGCAGCAGAGACGGCAGGAGCUGGAGCAGGCACUGGGAAUCCGCAACACAUAAGCUGCCCCACUCUGCCCCUGACCAGAAGGCAUCACAGCUAUUUGUGGAGACUGAGAGCUGCAGGGGUCACUGUUUAGGCCCACACAACCCCCACUACGGCAUAGAGACCUGCAGCCAUCACUCACCUCUGGCGGUGUCCGUAUCAGUGUGACUCCUGAGCCCCACGGGGCUUUUGGGAUGUAGCAAGCAGACAGGCUCAAAGGGUCACACACUGCUACCUGCUUUCCUCCCUCACUGAGGCCUUGUCAGUCCCCAAGCCGACUGUCUCUGCGUUGCCCAAUAUCCAGUAUUGCUGCAGGCUCAGAACUUCUCUUGAGUUCAGAACCUUACCACAGCCCCUUCUCCUCCAAAACUCGGCUCUAGUUCUUGCACCCCAGAGAACUUGGAUCUGCCAUGUGGACAGAGCCCCGGGGCCAUUCACUUCUCAAGGUCCCCUGAGACACAGCAGACAGAGCUCCUACAUGUUGGCACACGCUGUCCCCCUAGGGGGUGCUCUUGCAUUGUCCCUUGUAGGACUCUCCUCUCCUGCAAGAGGGUUUCUAUGCUGCGUGGAGAACUGCUUUUCCCAUCCAGUCUCUGUCUUAGUUAAAGCUCCAUUCCUGUUCCCUAGGCCUGGAGCACAAAAGAGACCCUGGCUCAGCAUAGGAAUGGAGGAGCUAUGAAGAGGUGACUGCUGCAUGCAUAGUUCUCAUGCAGGAUUGAGCAGCAAUGCAGUCUUGCUUGCUCUUCCUGCAGCAGGAAGUGGGGAAUGCGCCCACCGCUGCUCCUUGCGGUGGGAUUAUGCAGGAGCAGAAAGCCUUAGGGUCAUUUCUUGGAGGUGGCUGCUGAUGAUUCUGCAUCUCUGCCUUUGGUGAAGUGAAUGGCCCCUUGCAUGGAUGUGAGGAGGCAGCCUGGGCCUCUGCCGACAGCUCCUAACAAGUUAGCAGAUGUCAAGGCUCCUCUGCUUUGUCGUCUUCCACGAUUGGUCAGAGAGUAGGUUCUACAGCUGUCCCAGGGCAGAUGAUCGAGUAUGUGCUGGGGGGGGUUCUCCAGCUGGGAGAGUAGCAGCUUAGAUGCUGAUUCAUGGAAUGAAUUAGUGCCCUUAGCCCUCAGGGCCAUGUGUGUGUGGCAGGCAUGUUGGUGGGGGGGGGGGAGUGGCGGGGAGGGUGCACUCUUUACCUGGGGCUAUAUAUUUCUGCUCAGAUUCCUUUUGGGGACUGAAGUGAAUGGGCUCUGAACCUAGUUGGUUGGGCUCUUCUGCCGUUAGCUGCAAAAUCAUGUUACUGACAAACAGCCUCACAGUAUCCAGAAGUGUUGUUGAGGGGCUGCUAUGAAAUAAGGAGCCACUAUAGCCUGUGUUUGUGUGUGAGAGAGAGAGAGCGAGCAACAAUGUGUCUGCAAGUAAUAGACUUUCCAUCCUUCCCUCCCUUCUGUACCCUUAAAGAAUUGCCCCUGUGUAGCACCAGGGGCUGAAGUCCUGGUCCCGGCUAAUGCAGACCACCGGCUUCUCAGGGCAAGUAAUAGUGAAGGAUACUUGGAUAUUGCCUAGGCAAGUGUACCUGUUGCAGAAUUACUGUUUUUAUUAACUGAUUAUGGUUUUUCAUGGACCAAAAUUUUUUUUGUACUGUAUCCUUGUAGAUGUCAGUUUUAAUAAAAGCCUCCUAUGAAGGAAGCCACUCACCUCCUGUGCUGGCAAA